CUUUGUGGCCAAGCUACUUGGCACGCUUCAGUUUCCUUUUGAUUUGAUAAAAACGAAAAUGAAUGCUGAGUCAAAGCUCAACAUUCUUGGCUCCAAUGUGAACUAUAUCCCAUUCCUUCUGCCUUAUUAUUUUUUGGCUAUUUCACUUUCGUGACAUCCUCUAUCAUAAUUCUGGAAUUUCCACUUGGGCUUCUCUGCUGCCUCCAGGACUCCCUAUUAAAAGGGAACUGAAUCCAGCUGAUGCAGUCUGUGUUGCAUCUGCCAGAGCUCCUGGUCCUGCUCCAACUGUCCUUGUCUGACGGGAGGAUGAAGGUCUCUUCAGUUGUUCUCGCUCUUCUCCUCAUUGCAGCCUCUUGCUCCCAAACGUCCUCUGCCCCAGUUGGACCUGACCACCCAACCUGCUGCUUCUCUUACACAUCCCACAAGCUCCCAAAGAAGCUCAUCCUGCGUUACUACGUCACCAGCACCAGCUGCUCCCUGCCAGCCCUCGUGUUCAUCACAAAGAAAGGGCGCGAAGUCUGUGCCAAUCCAAGUGACACCUGGGUGCAAAGAUACCUGCAGAACAUGAAGCAGAACUGAGCAAAGCCAGACAGGAAGCACAGCUGCUGUCAUGAGUCUUGUCAUCCUGAGCCCCUGCGACAGAGCAGGGCUUUGGGAUGGCAGGAGCUGCACGAUACCACACCGUCUGCAUGCAGCUCCCAGGGACUGUGGGAAGGGCACCAUGAGACACCCCAUGUUGGGGUGUUGCUGCUUGCACUCAGCUUGCACUUCAGACCAGUCUGAAACGUCAUCAGUCAGCCUGACACCUCUGCCUGUGGCCCAGAAAGGCCCAUGGGACUGCGCCUCUAUUGUUCUUUUAUUAUUUUAAUUUAUUUAAGAAAUGAUCAUAUGAGAUAGAUGGUAUUUUCAUCGGUGGAUCAUAAUGCUAUUUAUAGGAGGGUGGCAGGGAGGGUAUUUACAGGAGGGCAGCUCAGAGUCUCCGAACAGGACAACGAGUGGCCCUGGCUUACUUGUGUGAAAUUAUGAUUCUGGAGAAUAAAGAAUUUGGAUAAAACAUG
Anas platyrhynchos (mallard) is the source of this 1058-nucleotide messenger RNA. RefSeq names its product C-C motif chemokine 4. Gene Ontology annotation, biological process: eosinophil chemotaxis; inflammatory response; chemokine-mediated signaling pathway. Gene Ontology annotation, cellular component: extracellular region. The record is from RefSeq and is a predicted model, not a curated record. Gene Ontology annotation, molecular function: chemokine activity; CCR chemokine receptor binding. Lineage: Eukaryota; Metazoa; Chordata; Aves; Anseriformes; Anatidae.